Messenger RNA from Aureobasidium pullulans EXF-150, 407 nucleotides. RefSeq lists its product as uncharacterized. The coding region runs from base 121 to 330 and encodes 69 amino acids. The record is from RefSeq and is a predicted model, not a curated record. Lineage: Eukaryota; Fungi; Ascomycota; Dothideomycetes; Dothideales; Saccotheciaceae. The transcript has a single exon.
UAUGCUUAUUUUAUCAAAGAUCUGGCCAAGAGGAUUGCCUCGCCUCAUCCAAUCAGAUGAGCUGAAUGACACUUCCCCACGAAAAAUCCGUCGACGAACAGAGCCAAUCGACGCCUAGCGAUGACAACAACAACGGACUCAGAAAUCCCACCACACGAUUAUCUCUUGAUCAUCCGGAUCACAGGUUGCCGGAUGCCAAUAACAGUUGCUAGAAGACUUGCAGUUGUACUGCUUGAGCUACCCACGUGUUUGCCUUGCUCAACGGACUUCGCCUCAUUGCGUCCAAUCAUUGACUUUGAACGACUUUCUACCAAGCGUUAUUGCCAGUGACAUGCUGCUUGGGUCGCACGGAAUUGCUUUGAAAUGACAUUCUCUGGCCUGGAUGUUACGGCCAAAGAUUGAGGCAC